Caretta caretta (loggerhead turtle) is the source of this 6243-nucleotide messenger RNA. It is a transcript of the gene BAHD1, whose product is annotated as bromo adjacent homology domain containing 1. Gene Ontology annotation, molecular function: transcription cis-regulatory region binding; chromatin binding. The record is from RefSeq and is a predicted model, not a curated record. NCBI's taxonomy places the organism in Eukaryota, Metazoa, Chordata, Testudines, Cheloniidae. Gene Ontology annotation, biological process: negative regulation of DNA-templated transcription; heterochromatin formation. Gene Ontology annotation, cellular component: chromatin silencing complex.
GAAGGAGGACGGAGGGGCUUGCUGCUUUCGGGGAGUUCGAGCCGAGCGGCAGCGGCGGAGGAGCCUCUUGUCCCAGUCGUAGCGGCCGCCUGCUCCCGGCCUGUGUGCGCUGGGCGGCCGCGGCGGGCGUGAGGAGCCUGAUCGCGGCGCCCCGGGGGGCCGCCCCCAUCCCCAUCCCGCAGCCGGGAGGCUCCGGAGGAGGGGGAGGCGGCGGCGGAGGCGCUGACGCAGCAGCGUGGAGCCCGGGACUCGGGCGCCCCAGGGGGGGGUCCAGCUGCUGGAUUCCAUCCCGGCCGGGGCCUCCGGCUGCCCUGGGCCCCGACGGGCCGGGCCGGCCACGGAGCAGCGCGGGAGAGCGCGGCGGAGUGAAACCGGGUCCUAUGACUCAUGCCCGGAAGAAACAACUUUUCCUUCUAAAACAUCCAUCUGGUUCUGCUGGCCAAGAUUUGUCACCAGUAGACGGUGAAAGAAUGGAUAGGACUGAGGCAGAGUGCAGUGAGCAAGGAGAGACCACUGAUAUUCAAAACUGCCAGAGUGGAUUUAUGGGUGUAAACAAAAGCAGGAAUUUGCAGGAGAUCAGAAAGACGUACCCAUUAAGGAAACGUCUGAUCACUUCUGUGGACAAAAAAACGUGCAAAGUGCUUCUCACCAGACUAGAGGACGUGGCUGGAUCGUUGUCAAAAGAGACCCAGAGUGGCACAAAAAGAGACCUCUCCAGUUGGAUGGAUGACUUCAGACCUCCCUGUUUCCCAGAACAAGUUCAGACUCUGGGAGCAGGGAAAAGUGAUCCAUCUGGGGAAAAGUGCACAAUAACUUGUCCUGGAACAGAACAGGAACCCAGUGCUGCUCCUUUGGAGCCCAGGAAACGAAGACUAGCCUCUCUGAAUGCAGAGGCAGUGAAUAACCUGCUGUUUGAACGGGAUGAUGGCUUAUUAUCUGGCAGGCGUUUUCGGAAAGACUCUGUCAAAGCCAGUGGAGAUUGUAUCACUAAGGGCUUGCACUGCAAAGCUAGUGGCAACUGGCCCUCAUUGGGAAAACCAGCUGUAAAAACAGUUAAGGAAAAGAGUCAGAAUGGAUCCAGUCAGAAAUGUAAUAGCUCUGACCAUUCAUUGGAUGAUGUCUUUGAAGAUGGAACAAAGAGGGAGGAUAGUGGAAUUCCCUAUCAUCCCACCCCAAAGAGAUUGGCCAGUCUCAAUGCUGUAGCAUUUUUGAAACUGACCCAUGAAAAAGACCAACCUCUGAAGCCGAGGAGUAAAUCAGAUGGAGAGGGCAAGUCUGAGAACCACUGUUCAAAGUCGAGGCUCAAGUGGGCCAAAGCCAAUAGGAAGAAUUGUGUCAAAUCCAAAAAGGAAAUGUCCAAUGUAAAAAUGGAGGGUCCACAUGGCUGGCAAGGAUUUCCUGCAAGUGCUUUUAGGAAAGCAGACCAUCAGGACUCCCCUAGUCCCCAUGGAAAAAUGGAAUCUCUCAAUUAUGAACCAUUAUCUAGUUCCUACGAUAGCACAGAUGGUUUCUAUCACAGACUGCCUUUGCUUAUGGGUGGGCAAGCUUCCAUGAAGCCUGAGUAUGGGAGACCUGGGGAGAAAUCUCCUACUCCCAAACAGGAGUUUCAUCAGCCUUCCUUCCCCGUGCAGCAGUUCCAUCCCUUGCCUGUGCCAGGAAAUCACACGGAUUGUGGAUGUCUCUGUGAAUCUUCAGAUUUGACUCCAUUGAACGGGUUUUAUGUUUAUUAUGGCCAAAGUGGAUACAGUGGCUACUCUCACUGCUCGGUUUACCCUAAGGAUGAGCUUUCGCAGUCUACUUGUGAGGGGCUUUUGGUAUCUCCAACUUCCUUACCAUCAGGUACUCCUUUCCAGCCACUUCACUGGUGUAACUCUCCAUACUGUUGUGGAGAAGGAACAGCUGUUAACAGUUACAGCCUUUGUGGAGUUAUGCACGUGCCAGAGAGCAGGAUUAGCAGUGUGCAUACAGGACGGAACAGCUACCCCUACAAAAUGCCUUUUGCAGCAGAAAGUUGCAAAUCUCUGGACCAGCUGAGCCUCACGAUCCCUGUGGCAGGGCACCCUGCAUCACCUGCCCACCCACUCUCAGGAUGUCCUGUGCCCAGUGUGCCACCAGCUGCAGAACCAGUUCCUCACUUGCAGACCCCCAACUCGGAACCCCAGACCAUGGCCCGAGAGUGUCCACAGAGCUCCAAGCCCCCCAGUGGCUCCAAAUCUGGUCUUCGAAAUACUGCUGGCUGUUUACAUGCCUGUGAUAGCAAAGCAGCAGGAGGUCACUCUCAUCCAAAGCAGCAGCGCAUCAGCAGGAGGAGAGCAACCAAUGGCUGGAUACCCGUGGGUGCAGCCUGCGAAAAGGCCGUGUAUGUUGUGAAUGAGCCAGAGCCAGCUGUUCGUAAGAGCUACCAGGCUGUGGAGAGAGAUGGGGAAAUUAUCCGGGUACGAGAUACAGUUCUUUUGAAAUCAGGACCGCGAAAGAAAUCUAUGCCUUAUGUGGCAAAGAUAUCGGCGCUGUGGGAAGACCCAAAAACAGGGGAGCUAAUGAUGAGUCUCCUGUGGUAUUACAGACCGGAGCACACUCAGGGAGGUCGCAAUCCCAGCAUGCAUCAGAACGAGAUCUUUGCAUCCCGACAUCAGGAUGAAAACAGUAUUGCCUGCAUUGAGGAAAAGUGCUAUGUUCUGACCUUUGCAGAGUACUGCAGAUUUUGUGCCUUGGCGAAGCGUCGUGUCGAGGGGAUCCCAGGCAGGAAAACAAUGAUGGUUCCUCCGUCAGAAGAAUAUUCCACCCCUCCACAUCGCAAGGUGCCAGAGGACACUGAUCCUGAUCUGGUUUUCCUCUGCCGCCAUGUCUAUGAUUUUCGACAUGGGCGCAUCUUGAAGAAUCCACAGUAGCAAAACUCUUCAGUCCAGCUAUGGUGAUGAUAAGUGGCGCCAGAGAGCCAGUGGCAGGUUGACUGUCUGGGACAUCCAUGCAUGCUCAGCAACUUUUCUAGUACUGCUUGCAGGCCAGAAGGAACGUCCAAGCACUCUGUCCUCAAAGACUGAAAAGAUUUCCGCAUUCAGGAACAGAUCCCUGUCAAGGAAGGCCAGCAGUUCAAAGCACAGCACUUCAUUAAAGAGGAUAAAUUAAAAUAUAUACCUAUAAAUAAAUAUAUGUAUAUAGAUAUAGGUACUUGCAUAUGUAAAUCUAUAUCUAUAUAUGUAUAUAGAGAUGCAUAUAUUGAGAGGGGUUUUGCAGGGGAGAAAAGCCAGUAUACUAAAUCCAAAGCCAUCAUUGGUGGGGGUGGUCAGAAUAUGUAGGAGGGAUGCUGUGGUGCAGGUAUGAGUCAAGCUGUGAUAGGUCCAUGGUUUUCAUGUCCUGAUGUGAAGAGAGAGGGCAAAGCCUGGUUCAUUUGCAUGGUACAGGAUAGCCAUGCUUGCCCAGCAGAAAAGGCAGGGUGUGGGGAUUCUUGAUGUCACUGCUACUUCAAAAUCCAGUAAUUCCUCGUGAAGUUGUGCCAGGUGCAGUGUGGCUGUCUGCCAUAUUGAAUAGUUUUUGCUUUGUAAAGGGAGAGGGACUCCUUUUCCCUAUACAGUUUUUCUGCAGUCUAUGAUUUACUACCCAGAUUAGGGCCUUUAGGCAGGCCGUGAACUCUGUUUCAGCUCCAAGGCAGAAAACGGGGCGAGGGAUAGUAAGCCUUACCUCACGCCUUUAUGGAAAGCUUCAUGUCUGUCAGAGGUCCUUGGCCAAUAGGGCACACUUCCAGCAGACACGUACUGUUGUAAGAUAUGGAACACACGAGGUUUGCUCUGUAGGUGAAAGCCAUGCUUUUCUUCUCUUCAGGAUACUUGUCUCCUUGCCCUCCUUGACAUCAGAGGCUAUCCCUAGCAGUAUAAAUGGUUUAUUCUCUCCCUUCCAAGUUCAGUUUUCUUUGCUGUAGUUUAGUCCAUAUAGAAUCUAGAUGCGCACAUUCCACCAUAGGUGGGUAAGCUAGAGGCAGGGGAAGAAAUGAAAAAUAUUUCCUUUGGCUAUUUCAUCCUAAAAAUGACACCUGACAUGAUUGUUUUGGUCUUGGGCAUGGUCAUACUGCUGAGAAAAUUAGCAGUGCUCUCUUUUGGUACUGCCUUCCAUCCUCCUCCCCUACCACUUAUACUGACAUCUGAACAUGCUCACCGGGGUGGCUUGGUUGCUUCUGAAAGGAACUGACCAAUGAGAGGUGUGCGUUGUUGAAAAAUGCUACCUGAUUCCUACAGAUACUUUUGCCUCUUGCCUUAUGUGUAUAGAUCCUAGAGAUACUUUAGUUUAUCUUAACACAAACUAUUGAAGUUAAUUCUAAAGAAAACCAAAGGACAGCAUAACAGAGUCCAUUGAAUCAGUCACACAAAGCUGGGAAUCCAUUUGUAGAUUGCACUAAUUUAAAGAAUGAGAAUCAACACUGUAUCAAUCCAUGUACCUGCUGACUGCUGGAGUCACUCAUUUAAACUAGGGACCUGUGUUUUCAGUUUUGGGGGUGCCUGAACUAGUGUUAAACAAUAGAAGUGUUCAUACUGCUUUAACGUUGUUGUCCUUUAAGUGGAAGUAGCACUACCUGUACUCACCAUGGACACUGACGGAGCUGGAAUCAAGGGGAUUUCCCUCUUGCUCUGAUCACUGAGGCUACGCCUACCUGGCCUGGAGAAAAUAUCCCUACCACAUUCAAUUCCGUUAAGUGAAAACAGUGCAGCCUGUGUUUCUGUUAGUACAGGUGUUAUCCAUAGAUUUGCUCUACAUACCAAAGAGGGGAAUGUUUAUGGAAGAACAAGAGGAUCUCGAAAGAAGAUGGGAAGGUCUGAGGCCCAUGAGGGCCAUGCCUGGAAGUGUGGCACAUGUUCACCUGGUCUCAGUGGACAAUUCCUGCUCAAUAUUCCAGAGGAUGAUGAAAAAUUCCAAAGUCCCUGCCAGUGCACCCCAGAGAAAAACUCCCAGGCCUUCAUUUUCAAGAGGUUUAACAGUAGGCACCUGAUUACAGAUCCAUAAUUUAAGCAUCUAAUCCCACUUAUACCUCAAGGUACUGUUGGUGUCAAGUAAUUGUCUGUGUUUUCCUUAACAGUUACUUGGAAUAAGGAGGUCAGGCCAUUGGCACUACAGAGCGCAUUUCACUACAGCAACAGGGCAGGUCAGGAGGAACCUCAGGGCUCUCACUUGGCCAAGUGAGAAGCAUCAUAGAGGGGAUGCUCACUGGUUCUAGAUGGGAGGACGGUACAGCUCCUGCUCCCUCAUAGUAUACAGUGGUGUGUUUGUGGAGCAAUAUUGUAGUUUCUGUAGCUGCUGCCUGCCCUUCUGGUCCCAUGGUGAGAGGUAGUUUUUGUGGCUACAUGGUGAAAAGGGGUGCACAGGGAAAAUGGAGCAGUGGGACUAAUACAGGGGAAACAGCCCAGAUUGAUGAUAGGAACCCUUAUAUGGACGAGCUGAUAUGUCCUGAGUCAGAUUUGGGACCCCUUGGAGAGCCAUCCUGAGUAGGAUCAAUGGGGUCAGGGACAGACCAUGCUAAGAUGUCUGGGAUCCUCUUUUGCAAAAGGAGUAGCUUUAUUUACUGAUGUCGUGACAGGGUUUCUCAAGCCCUCCUACUAACUCAAAUCUGCACACUACUGCAAAGUCAGUAAAGCGUUUACUAUCCAGCCUCAGAAACCACAGUCACUUGCUGAAAAUCUUACUUCUCCUGGUUCCUCCCUUCCCACCCCCUCACCUGUCCUAUCUCCUUUCCAGGGACGGGAAAAGAAAUCCAACUUGCCCAAAGGGGAGAGGAAAAAUUGUAUUUACCCAGGUUCUGGGAUGUGCUGUCACGCCUGUCCGGAGAGGAGAAAUCCUCUCUCUUCUGAUGUUACGUCAGAAUCUGCUUCAGGCCAAGAACAUUGUUCAAGACUCACAUGGUUGCUUAUGCUGUUGUGCAAACAGCAUGUAAAUGAAUCAAAAUGUCUUAUCCAUAAUGAGAAUAUUUCAUGCUUUUUUAAUCUAUUAGAUAUGGAAAUAUUUUUUGAAACUGAAAAUGCAGUCGGUAGAAUUUAAAUUGAAAUGUAAUACAUGUAAAAUAUAUUUUAGUUGAGAAUUUUGUAAAAUGCACUUUUUUGUGUCUCUUCCCUGGUUUCCCAGAUCUGUAUUUCAGUGUUUACAGAUGGAAUGAGAGCAUUCCCUAUACCCUCCUUCUGUGAGAAAGAUAUAUUAGAAGUAAUUCUUAAAAAAUAAAUUUGAAAAAUUGUAUUGAUUUAGAAAACAAAUGUCCAGUGUUGU